This is a messenger RNA of Erigeron canadensis, 647 nucleotides long. Its product is annotated as auxin-responsive protein SAUR71-like. The transcript has a single exon. Bases 92 to 475 code for a protein of 127 amino acids. Gene Ontology annotation, biological process: response to auxin. NCBI's taxonomy places the organism in Eukaryota, Viridiplantae, Streptophyta, Magnoliopsida, Asterales, Asteraceae. The record is from RefSeq and is a predicted model, not a curated record.
CAACAAAAUCUGACAACCUCAAAAAAAAAAAAAAAAAAAAACCAACUUCCAAACUUCAAAAAACACCCACACACACAAAAACCUUAACAAAAUGAAAACCUUAAUCCGCCGUUUAUCUCGUGUAGCCGACUCUUCACACUACUCUCUUCUAAGGUCCAACUCGCGCCGUUCCAAGUCGUCAUCAUCAAAGACGACGAGAAGAAACGGCGCGGGUGGUGUCCCAGAAGGACACCUGCCAGUUUAUGUUGGUGAUGAGAUGGAACGGUUUGUUGUUAGUGCGGAGUUACUAAACCAUCCGGUUUUUAUUUACCUACUUAAUAAGUCAGCUCAAGAAUACGGAUAUGAGCAGCAAGGGGUUCUUAGAAUCCCUUGCCACGUUAUCGUAUUUGAGCGUGUGUUGGAAGCUUUGCGGCUAGGAGAAGAAGCUGACUGCAAUCAGCUUCAGAUUCUCCUAGCCGAUGAUUUUGAUUUUUAGUUUUUUUUUUUCUUUAAUUAGGAUUAGCGAGUUAUUAUUAUAUAAAAUGAUAUGAUGAUGAUUCUAGUUUUUAAGUAUACGAUAACAGAUCGGUUUUUUUUUAUGUGGUCUGUAUAUAUACCAAUUAGUACAUAAAUUAAGUUAAUGAGAUUGAUGAAUCUGUUCUUUUGUU